Molecule: messenger RNA, 282 nt
Organism: Dermochelys coriacea (leatherback sea turtle)
Lineage: Eukaryota; Metazoa; Chordata; Testudines; Dermochelyidae
Product: HLA class II histocompatibility antigen, DR alpha chain-like
Exons: 2
Coding region: 7-267 (86 amino acids)
Biological process (GO): immune response; antigen processing and presentation
Cellular component (GO): MHC class II protein complex; membrane
Source: RefSeq, a predicted model, not a curated record
AUCCCCAUGGCCCUGCUCACCCUGCCGGGCGCAGUGACAGCGGAUCACGUGCUCUCCCAGGUGGAGUUCUACCAGCGCACGGACCGAUCCCAGCGGGAGUCCGGGGAGUUCAUGUUCGAGUUCGACCGGGACGAGAUCUUCCAUGUGGACCUGGAGAGGAAGGAGACCGGCUGGCGCUUGCCCAACUUCGGCAAGUUCGCUGGCUUCAAGGCGCAGGGUGCCCUGGGCAACAUCGCUGUGGCUAAAUAUACAGGUAGGCGCCACUGAGGCUGCAGCGAGGUC